AUCUCAGUCGAACUGAAAUGCGUGACGUACUUCCUCUUUGAAAGAAGCAAUGGCGUCUAGCGCAGAGGUUGUUGCUCCCAGCAAUGAAGAGGAAACCACAGAGACUCCAGCAGCACAGAAGAGAGAAGAGAAACUCCGAAAGUUCAGAGAGCUUCAUUUCAAGAGGAAUGAGGCUCGUAAGCUGAAUCAUCAGGAGGUGGUGGAGGAGGACAAGAGGCUGAAGCUGCCGUCAAACUGGGAGGCCAAGAAAGCCCGUCUGGAGUAUGAACUCAUGGUGGACCAAAAGAAGAAGGAGUGUGCGGAGCAAGGUGAGGACUACGACCGUGUAAAGCUCCUGGAGAUCAGCGCUGAAGAUGCAGAGAGAUGGGAGAGAAAGAAAAAGAAGAAAAACCCAGAUCCAGGUUUCUCAGGCUACGCUGAGGCCCAGCUGAGACAGUACCAGAGACUGACGAAGCAGAUCAAGCCAGAUAUGGAGAACUAUGAGAGACAGAGAGAGGAGUGUGGAGAAGAUUUCCACCCCACCUCCAACAGUCUGAUUCACGGCACUCACGUCCCGUCUAAGGAGAGCAUCGACCGCAUGGUGGACAACGUGGAGAAACAGAUUGAAAAGCGCUCUAAAUACAGUCGCCGCAGGGCCUACAACGAUGACGCUGACAUCGAUUAUAUCAACGAGAGAAAUGCUAAAUUCAACAAGAAGGCUGAACGUUUCUACGGCAAAUACACCGCAGAGAUCAAACAGAACCUGGAGAGAGGAACAGCUGUGUAACUAUGGAGACUGUUACUAUGGAUACCGACCCCAUUUAUUUCCAAGAUGGUAUC
This is a messenger RNA of Sinocyclocheilus grahami, 819 nucleotides long. RefSeq names its product SYF2 pre-mRNA-splicing factor (gene syf2). The transcript has 7 exons. The record is from RefSeq and is a predicted model, not a curated record. The coding region runs from base 50 to 766 and encodes 238 amino acids. Lineage: Eukaryota; Metazoa; Chordata; Actinopteri; Cypriniformes; Cyprinidae. Gene Ontology annotation, cellular component: catalytic step 2 spliceosome; Prp19 complex; post-mRNA release spliceosomal complex.